AGUCCACAGCAAAUUACUGCAACCUACCAGCCUCCUGCGUUAACGAGUGGUACGGUGCUCCUUGUGACGAGACCCUGCUCCUAUCCAUCGACUGUUCUGUGGCCAACAAGCCUCCACCUUCCAAACGUCGAUCCCGCGCCACAAACUACACCCAACAACGAGACAGCCAACUAUACCCAUACGCAGCCGCGCCAUCACAACCACGUACGCCGGUACGUGCACCGGCACCCCCGCCCAGGCUAGCCACGAACCAUGGACGACGUGUGGCCGUGGCUGGCCUCCCUGCCUCCUCCUGCAGGGGGCCCCGACACGUCGCCGCCGUGGUCCCUCCCGCUCGCCGCCUCCCCCGACGGCGCCUCCAUCGUCCUGCAGGCGGACCCUGCAGCCUCUGCAUCUGACGACGGCGAUGACGGCGAGUCCGCGCUCAUCGCGUUCUCCCUCGCCAUAAACGGUGCGAACGGCCUGGCGCGCGGGCUGUGGACGUCCAACAACUUCGAUGCGUCCUCGCCGGUCGCGUUGCGGGUGCAGCUGCUGGUUCAGCUCCUGAAUGAGGUGCUCGCUCUCUCACCGCACGUUCCUUGCCUGACCACGAACGUUGACCUUGGGGACACGUCCGAAGCCAAGCUGGAUGCGGAGGUCGUGUCCCGCGUCGUCGGGGUAGCAGGCACCGAUGUCUCCGAGCCCGCCGCCGCCUUCUUCUCGCUGGCUCUUCUGCUGCGCCUCUUCUGGUCGUGUGCCCUCGAAGCCCCCGCGGACUCCGGGUACCUCUUCUUCCGAGUCCUUGGUGUGGACAUCGAGCGGGCCCUUUGCGAGUGCCGGCUGGCGCUCGGCGUGUUCCUGCGCUCCGUUGGCCCGGACGUCGAAGAACGGUACAUGCGGUCGCUCGGCUACAUGCUCGCCAAGUGGUGCUUGCUUCGGGAGAUACAAGCCGGGUCGGCGGCCAAGCCGGCGCUGCCGGAAGUAUCGCCUCGUCGUGCGCUCCCUGCCGCAUGGUUGUCGUACGCCACCGAAGUGCAUGGCCUCUGGGUCCUGAAAGGCUACGCCCCGGUGCUUGCCAUGCCGCUUGUCACGGCGUCGCCGCACGAGGUGCCCGAGGAGCCGGCGCUGCGGUACGGCCUGGUGCACCAGCAGCUGGAGACCGUGGCGCAGCUGGAGUACGCGGUGCACAUGCGUGACAAGCGGUUCAUAACCGUCUCCGUGCGCGUCGACAACGUCCGGGUACGCGUCGCGCGGCUCGGGUUCCGGAAGGACGACGCGGAAGCCAAUAACGAGGAAGACGCCGACGCCGACGCCGACGACAUGGACGGCGAGCGCCAUUUCCCGUCCCGCAUCCGCCUCUGGGUCGGACCCCGGUUCGGCGCGUCCUACGCCACCGGCCCGAGCCUUGGCCGCUCGACGGGGAACCCGGAACGUGACGUCGAGAUGACGCGCACAGUCAAGGGCGCCUUCUCCGGCGCCACCAAACUAGCCAAUGGCAACGGAGGUAACGCGCCAAGAAUGAAGGCCAAGAUGCGCUCGUCGGCGCGGUCGCGCAACCGGAGCUGGAGGUGGGAGCAGGAGGCGGAGGGCAGCGCCGGCGUGUUCGAGGGCGUGCUGUACGACCCGGUCACCGGGACGGAGGUGUCGUCGUGGCGCCCUGGCUUUGGCAGUGGCGGCACGGGAGUGGCCGACCCACGGAACGGCAUGCGACGGCGGUACGGCGGGCCCGGGCGGGCGUUCAGCAAGAUGCGUGGGCUGGUUGUGGCCCGAGACGAGCUGCCGGAGGAGAUGACGUGGAGAGUGGGGAGGGAAGUGGAGGGGAGGACGGUGCGGUGGCGCGUGGGGUUCAAGGCAUGGGUGAGCUACGUGCCCAACGAGGUGAGGAGCCGCCACUUCGAGACCAGGUGCGUCGAGUGGGCGCACGAGGUGGAGCUGCCGCUUGUCGCCAUUAAUUGCGACGAGACCUAAGGAUUGAAUUUUCACAUCGCCGCUUAUUAGCACUGUAACAGAGACUACAGAGUAGGUAAGGAACAAUGAAAUGUAUAGAUUUACGGAACAGUGGAUCUUUUGUAUACGGGGUUGUAUCAAUUGUUCCCGCUAAUGAUAUCUUACGAUUUGCAAA
This is a messenger RNA of Phragmites australis (common reed), 2101 nucleotides long. RefSeq lists its product as uncharacterized. The record is from RefSeq and is a predicted model, not a curated record. The transcript has a single exon. The coding region runs from base 253 to 1947 and encodes 564 amino acids. Lineage: Eukaryota; Viridiplantae; Streptophyta; Magnoliopsida; Poales; Poaceae.